Thermothielavioides terrestris NRRL 8126 is the source of this 1713-nucleotide messenger RNA. RefSeq lists its product as uncharacterized. The transcript has 3 exons. Bases 1 to 1713 code for a protein of 570 amino acids. Gene Ontology annotation, cellular component: nucleus. Lineage: Eukaryota; Fungi; Ascomycota; Sordariomycetes; Sordariales; Chaetomiaceae. The record is from RefSeq and is a predicted model, not a curated record.
AUGUCGGGCACGAGAAAGAAGAAACAGCAGACGCUGGAGGCCACACUCGGCCGCCAGCCGCUGAAGGCCGCGACAAAGACGGCCAAAGCGACGAGCAAGGGGGCAAGCAAGGGGACGAGCAAGGGGGCGAGCAAGCCCAAGCCGCUCCCGCCACCGUCUGAAUUUCUCAUCUCACCCCAAGUGCUUGACCCUGACGACCUCUUCGGGCCCGACUCUUCGUCGGAGGAGAGUGCGAAGGAGACCGAGAUGCCCGCCCCCGUGGAGUUACCAACGACGGGGAGCAGCGACGAUGACGAAGAUGAGGAUGACGAGCCGCGGGCUACUCCGGCCCGCAGGCGGAAGAGACCCGUUGUGGUCGUCGACAGCGAUGAGGAUGAGGACGACCACGAACAACCCAAGCGGCGCCGCCUUUGCCGGGGGAGAAGAACCCCCGAUUCGGCGGGAAAAGUCAAGCGUGACGCCCCAGAGGACGAAGACGAAGAUCCCGUGCCGUCUUCAACCAGAACCAGGCGGUCAACACGGCGGCCGCUCACUAAAAAAGAGAAGGCACGGGAACUCCUCCGACGGAAGCGCGCCGGUGAGGUCAUCAACGAGGAGGAGGAAUCCACCAGCGAAGAGGAGCCUGCCAGGCCCAUGUACGACAAAGACCCUGAGCUCCCCGCCCUGUCUGAGUUCGAGGACGAUGAGGAAGGCGUCCUUGAGCAGAUUACCGGAAGCCAGGAGGCUGCGAAGAAGCAGCUAAAGGACAAAAGAAAGAAGCGCGAGGCCGGAGACGAAGACGACUCCCAUGACAGCAUAGAAAGCUUCAUCGAGGAUGAUGGCGACGGACCUCUCGGCAUUCCCGAUGACCUCCUCGAUUCCAUACCUAUAGAGCUCAGGUUGGACCUGCAGAAGUCGCUCAAGGGACAUUUUCGCGACGCCAUAGAGUGGCUCGUACAGUUCCGGGUCAACCCUGAAUUCGAAGAGAGGGAACAUGCCGUGUACCGGGUCGCGUGGAGGAAGCUAGACGACGAAGUUCGCGGCUUCGCUCAAUCCAAGUUCUCCUCGGCCGCGUGGAAGAGCGACUUUCUCUUGGCGCUCCGGGCUCGCCCAGAAUACCACGUCCGUGACGGACGGACCACCGCCGGCUUGGGCGGGUACGAGGACUGCGCUGCGUGCGGCAGGAAGGGCCACCCCGCCACGUUCACCAUCACUUUCGCUGGCAGCCCCUACUUCAAUGACGCUGGCCGGCUAGAUCGCCUUCUUAAGCCCGUCCGCGAGCCAGGCUCACACUCGGAGUCAGACUCGCACUCCGACUCGCACUCAGACUCGGACUCAGAGUCUGACUCGGAGUCUGACUCGGACUCGAGCUCAGACUCCGAAGAAGAGGAGGACGAGAACGGCAACACCAUUCCCAAACCGGACAAGGAGUGGGCCGUCGGUGCCGUGUGCAAGAGCAACGCCGAAACGGCGCACGCUCUCCUGCACUGGAAGCACAUGCUCCUCGAUGAGGUCGACAUGCGCCUGCACCAGGACGGGUACAUGUCGCCGUCGAAAGUGGAAGAGCGAGAACACAUGAGCCCCCAGGAGAGGCACCAGCUGGUCGACGAUAUCAUGAAGAGCUGGGUGGAUAGCAAGGUGUUCAGGAAGCUUUAUCUGGGUUUUAAGAAGAUGCUGGAUGAGGCGAGGCACAAGUCCACUGACGGAAAGAGUAGGACGGCAAAGUGGAAGUGA